GCCGAGUCAAUCCCUUGGCGAUGGGUCCACUCCGAAAACCGGGGCCGCUUCCCUACCUCGAUCUGCGCUCUCUAUUUAAAGGAAGAAGAGGAUCGUGCCUCCCAUCUCAUCGUGUACCCGGCCGAGGGCUUUCUUCCAGUUCGCAGUGCACCGAUCCGGCCGCCGCCGUCGCCUUUUUACUUGAGAAUUAUGAAUCCACAAGAGGGAACGAAUGGAACACACAAAAGCCUGAUUCCACGGCUGAAUCAAAGAAUCCUAUCCUCACUGUCGAAGAGAUCUGUAGCUGCACAUCCAUGGCAUGAUCUUGAAAUAGGUCCUGCUGCUCCUGCAAUCUUCAAUGUUGUUGUCGAGAUAUCCAAAGGGAGCAAAGUGAAAUAUGAACUUGACAAGAAGACAGGAUUGAUUAAGGUCGAUCGGAUCUUGUACUCGUCAGUUGUUUAUCCACAGAACUACGGUUUCAUUCCUCGCACACUAUGUGAAGAUAAUGACCCCAUGGAUGUUUUGGUUCUUAUGCAGGAACCAGUUAUUCCAGGAUGCUUCCUUCGUGCCAAGGCCAUUGGACUUAUGCCUAUGAUUGAUCAGGGAGAGAAAGAUGAUAAGAUCAUUGCAGUUUGUGCCGACGAUCCUGAAUACCGUCACUACAAUGAUAUCAGUGAGCUACCUCCUCAUCGGCUCGCGGAGAUCCGACGCUUCUUUGAAGACUACAAAAAGAAUGAGAACAAAGAGGUUGCGGUCAAUGAUUUCUUACCGGGGCAAAGUGCUCGUGAAGCCAUCCAUCACUCAAUGGAUCUCUACGCUGAAUACAUCUUACAAACUCUGAGGCAGUGAAAGUCCAAAUCAAAGCCACCAUAUUCUAUUUUGGAAUCAAGAGUUGCAACGACGAUAUUGCACUACUUAUCAGUCUUGAAGCUUUUGUACUACUUGUCAGUCUUGAAGUUUUUGGCGUUGAUUUGUUAUUUUUUUUAUCAUUUCAUCUAACAUAUUAUUGGAUUGCUAAUUAAAGCUAUAGCACAGUGAAAUUUCCAUUUUGCUAAUUAAAGCUAUAUUUUAUUAUGCUUUCAUAA
Messenger RNA from Zingiber officinale, 1064 nucleotides. RefSeq names its product soluble inorganic pyrophosphatase PPA1-like. The record is from RefSeq and is a predicted model, not a curated record. Gene Ontology annotation, biological process: phosphate-containing compound metabolic process. The coding region runs from base 190 to 828 and encodes 212 amino acids. Gene Ontology annotation, molecular function: magnesium ion binding; inorganic diphosphate phosphatase activity. Gene Ontology annotation, cellular component: cytoplasm. The transcript has 9 exons. NCBI's taxonomy places the organism in Eukaryota, Viridiplantae, Streptophyta, Magnoliopsida, Zingiberales, Zingiberaceae.